Molecule: messenger RNA, 775 nt
Organism: Trichoderma asperellum CBS 433.97
Lineage: Eukaryota; Fungi; Ascomycota; Sordariomycetes; Hypocreales; Hypocreaceae
Source: RefSeq, a predicted model, not a curated record
ACGCUGUGUUUUUAUUUUAUUUUAUUUUUUAAGAAGAGAAGUCGGAAGAAAGGAAACGCAUGAUACAAGACCCCUCCCCCCCCCAUCUUGUUGUUGCUUUUCUCUCCUUUUUUUUUCGGCGUCUGAGCUUUUUUGGACACGACGUCUUGUUGUCGAUCCUGACACCAUAAUACAUAAUAAAGACGCCGUAUUACACGAAACAUACACACACACACACUACUCAAAAGCACGUCCCCCGCAUCGCAAACUCCCCAACCAUGAAGAAGACCCAGAUCUCGUCUCUCCUCAUGCUGCUGCUCCCCGCCCUCGCCCUGGCCCUUCCAACACAGCAGCCACAACAAGCCCACAGCAGCGACCUGCAUCGCAGAUUCACAUGCCCUGCCAACGUGCAGGACUUUUGCUCCGCUUCCAACAUUCACUCGAGUUGUGAGAAUGGCAGGUUUACGUCGGGGGCGAUGGAUACGUGCGGAGAAUGCCAUUGUUGAUUGAGAGGAGGAGAAGGAGAGAGGAGGAGAAGGAGGAGAGAGCUUGAAAGAAUGGAAGAAGGAAAGAUUGAGUGGAAAAGAGAGCGAGAACGUACGGCAGUGGUGACGAUGGUAAUACGGGCGAGUUUGUUUGGUUGAUGUAUGGCAUACGGGAGUUUUUAAUUAAUUACUGCGCGUUGAUUCUUAUUCGACAUUAUCAAGAGUGGAAAUUAUUGUUUGCUAUUCUUUAGUUCAGUUAAUGCAAAAGCAAAAAUUGGGCGUCAGGCCUAUCGAAUCUAUCUAAAUCCAUC